GCGGGGAAAGAUUGACGGCAGCGCAAGUCAUGCCAGCCCAGUGAGCGCCUCGAGAGAUUCGACGGUACUGACUGAUCCGCCGGGACUCUCGAAAGCCCGCAGCAGUACCAUCUUCAUUUCCUUCCACGUGAAAAGGUGCAGGAUCGUACGGGUCCUGCUCAUCCUUCUUUUCUCAUUUGCAUGGUAGGCUUAGAUCCCCACCUCUGAUUCUCACUCGGUCGCUCGCUCGCUCGCUCGGGCUCAAUUAAUGUCUUCUACCCUCUGAAUCUUCAGCCCUGCUUUGCUUCCGUCUGCUGUAGCGCGUGGAUGUUUGAGCUGGAUGUAGGCCAGCAGACAUCACAUCACAGGUGCCACUGGACUGCAGUAACUGCGUGGCCACGACAAGAGAGCCUCGACAGAAACCUGUCGAUGUCGCAGUCGGCAAGAGGAGGCUGCAGCCCACCGUCUUGUACACGAAUAGUCCAGAGUUUUGACAAAAGCCGUCGACCUCGUGGAUCUCCAAGUCGUGUUCAGUACAGGCACGAAGGUCGUCGACGAUAUAGCCUACGACAACACCCUGGCGACAGAGCUACAGCUGAACCCAUCGGAGGAGCCCACGACCUCCCAUACGACCGAUUUGCUGCUCGAGAUUUGAUGGUAGACUUUCCAGAGACCAUGGAUGGAGCCAGGAAGAAAGAUGUCACGCUGGUUGAAAGCUCAGCCAGUGGAAAUGCGUGA
Messenger RNA from Marchantia polymorpha subsp. ruderalis, 717 nucleotides. The record is from the annotation of a GenBank genome assembly. Lineage: Eukaryota; Viridiplantae; Streptophyta; Marchantiopsida; Marchantiales; Marchantiaceae.